AAGACGUCAGCUGCGAUUCAAAUUUUACCGCUCGUAGGCUGCAGAGCUGGACGACCGGUAUUUAUUGUCAUACGUCAUUUAUUUAUUGUCAUUUAGUUUAUCGACAGAGUUGUGCAUUAGUACGGUACAACGAUGACUUGUCGCAGAAGUGAAGCUCUGGCAUUCUCUCUGGUAACUGAGAUCAAUCAUGCCAUGGCCAAGCUUGUGGACAUAUGGGACAGUAUCGGCAUCAUGGAGGACCAGAGGGUAGAACGAAUGCAAACUGUGAAAAAACAUAUAGAUGGGCUUUUGCAUUCAAUGAUCAAGGAGGAAGAGGCCUUAAGACAUUGCAUCAAAACCAAUAUCAUUACCUCCCAGAAACAAUUGGAUACACUGUGCUUGGAACUGGGACUGGAACCAUACAAAUUGGAGGAAGACCUUACAGUUCUCCAGAUGGAGAAGAACCUGCAGUGCCGUGUUGAAUCUCUUCUAAAGGAGAAGAAUGAACGCUUAAGAGAGCUGAGUGAUUUGAAGAAGCAGGAUGAGGAGUUGUGCGUGACUUUGUGUGCUACGCCAUAUUACAUUCCAUCGGGAAGUGUGCCUUCUCGAACCCAGCUGCAGGAACUCCAGGAGCAUGUUAAGAAACUCGGCAAUGAAAAAGAGAGCAGGGUGAAGGUGUUCUCUGGGCUCAGGCAGGACAUCAGGAGCCUGAUGGAUGAGAUGGGACAUGAACCAGAGAGCAGCCUAGAACGAGAGUCUAUCUGCCCUGACAGUGAUAUUUUUCUGCUCACGCAUGAUAAUAUCAAAGCCUUGAAACUGCUGCUCAAUCACUACACCGAGGAGCUGCUGUCCCUCCAUGACAACGAGCUGCUAAGAAUGAAGGCUUUCUAUGAGGCAGCACAGCCCAUACUGGAGGACUUGGAGAAAUGGAAGAGGAACUGGGCUCUCUUUCAAGAGUUUGAGAGAAAGGCUGUGGAUCCAAAUCGCUUCAGUAACAGAGGAGGGUCUCUGCUCAAAGAGAGUAAGGACAGGGCCAAAGUGCAGAAACUGCUCCCAAAGCUGGAAGAGGAGUUAAGAAGCCGUGUGGAAGUUUGGGAAAAGAAUCAGGGGACUUUUCUUGUGCAAGGUCAGAGGAUCAUGAAUUACAUUUACAGCCAGUGGGAAGAGCAUCGCUUGCAGAAAGACAAGGAGAAGAAUGAACGGAUGACAAAGAUAACCGAAACCUCUCAGUUUAAAACUCCAACAAAGAGAGCCCUCGGAUCGACAUAUACCACCCCCACCCCUAACAAAAUUAAAAAGAUGCCCAAUAUGCUGGCACCUCGCACUGCCACCGUGAGCAGCACCAGUAGCGCCAGCAGCAGCAGCGGCUCAUCCACCACAUUUGUGUGUGUGCCAGGAAGACCUCAACUCUCUGCCAAGGUUAAAACCAUCUGCCUGGGGCAUUCCAAACUCAAUUCAACUCUGUGAUCAAAGCUUUUGGCU
This is a messenger RNA of Sinocyclocheilus rhinocerous, 1461 nucleotides long. RefSeq names its product protein regulator of cytokinesis 1-like. The transcript has 10 exons. Gene Ontology annotation, biological process: mitotic spindle midzone assembly; microtubule cytoskeleton organization. The record is from RefSeq and is a predicted model, not a curated record. Bases 133 to 1446 code for a protein of 437 amino acids. Gene Ontology annotation, molecular function: microtubule binding. Gene Ontology annotation, cellular component: mitotic spindle midzone; cytoplasm; spindle. Lineage: Eukaryota; Metazoa; Chordata; Actinopteri; Cypriniformes; Cyprinidae.